This is a messenger RNA of Manis javanica (Malayan pangolin), 3130 nucleotides long. RefSeq names its product optineurin (gene OPTN). The record is from RefSeq and is a predicted model, not a curated record. Gene Ontology annotation, molecular function: K63-linked polyubiquitin modification-dependent protein binding. Gene Ontology annotation, cellular component: cytoplasm; nucleus; Golgi apparatus. Gene Ontology annotation, biological process: regulation of canonical NF-kappaB signal transduction; Golgi ribbon formation; protein localization to Golgi apparatus. NCBI's taxonomy places the organism in Eukaryota, Metazoa, Chordata, Mammalia, Pholidota, Manidae.
CCGGGAAACUCCCCAGCGGAGCCGGGGAGGCCGCGCAACGGUCAUCUGAGUGGUGCUGGCCCGGGUCGUCACGCCGCAUGUCAACCCGAGUCUCCUUAAGACCCGGUUGUCCAGAACCGUCCCUGGUCAUCGUCUGCGUCCGAGUCUGGAGCCAUGCCCCAGUGGGCACGAUGCCGAAGAAGCAGUGACCCCGAGAGAGGCCGAGCGCGGGCGCCGGAUACUGCUGCCAUGUCCCACCCCAACCACUUAGCUGCCUGACUGAGAAGGGGGACAGCCCCAAUGAAACCACAGAAAAUGGACCCCCAAAUCUGGCUCACCCAAACCUGGACACGUUCACUCCAGAGGAGCUGCUGCAGCAGAUGAAAGAACUCCUAACUGAGAACCAUCAGCUGAAAGAGGCCAUGAAGCUAAAUAAUCAAGCUAUGAAGGGGUGAUUUGAGGAGCUUUCAGCCUGGACAGAGAAACAGAAGGAAGAACGCCUUUUUUUUGAGAUACAGAGCAAAGAAGCCAAAGAAUGUCUAAUGACUUUGAGUCAUGAAAAUGAAAAAUUGAAGGAAGAACUUGGGAAACUGAAAGGAAAAAUGGGAAGGUCAUUUGAGGACCCCACUGGGGACUCUAAGGUCCCCAAGGCAGAAACGGACCAGGAAAUAGAGCAGCUGAAAACCCAAGUGGCACGCCUACAAGCUGAAAAGGCAGAUCUGCUUGGUAUUGUGUCCGAAUUACAGCUCAAACUGAACUCAGAUGGCCCCUCUGAAGACUCCUUUGUUGAAAUUAGGAUGGCUGAAGGAGAAGCAGGUGUGGCAUUGAAAGAAGUCAAGACAAGCUCUGGGCCCAUAAGAACUGAUUCCCUGGACACACUGUACGUGAGGAGCAAAUCUGCAGAAGGUGCCAGGAACUAUUUGGAAUUUGAAGAACUAACUGUGAGCCAGCUCCUCCUUUGCCUAAGGGAAGGAAACCAGAAGGUGGAGAGACUUGAAAUGGCACUCAAGGAAGCCAAAGAAAGAAUUUCAGAUUUUGAAAAGAAAGCCAAUGAUCAUUCUGAGAUUGAAACCCAGACAGAGGAGAGCACAGAAAAUGAGAAAGAAGAGGAGAAAGGUCUAGAAACUGUUGGAAGUGAAGUGGAAACGUUGAACCUUCAGGUGACAACCCUGUUUAAGGAGCUUCAAGAGGCUCAUGCGAAACUCAGUGAAGCUGAGCUAAUGAAGAAGAGACUUCAAGAAAAAUGUCAGGCCCUUGAAAGGAAAAAUUCUGCAAUACCAUCAGAGCUGAAUGAAAAGCAAGAGCUUGUUUAUAAUAACAGAAAGCUAGAGCUGCAAGUGGAAAGCAUGCGAUCAGAAAUCAAAAUGGAGCAAGCUAAAACAGAGGAUGAAAAGUCCAAAUUAGCCACUCUGCAGUUGACACACAACAAGCUUCUUCAAGAAUACAGUAAUUCAUUGAAAACAAUUGAAGAACUAAAAAGAAAAGAGUCAGAAAAAGUGGAUAAGGUGGUGCUGCAGGAACUACAUGAAAAACUGGACCUGGCAGAGAAGGCACUGGCUUCCAAGCAGCUUCAGAUGGAUGAGAUGAAGCAGACCAUUGCCAAGCAGGAGGAGGACCUGGAAACCAUGGCUGUUCUCAGGGCUCAGAUGGAGGUUUACUGUUCAGACUUUCAUGCUGAAAGAGCAGCAAGAGAGAAAAUUCAUGAAGAAAAGGAGCAGCUGGCCUUGCAGCUGGCAAUUUUGCUGAAAGAGAAUGAUGCUUUUGAAGAUGGAGGCAGUAGGCAGUCCUUGAUGGAAAUGCAGAGCCGCCAUGGGGCGAGAACAAGUGACCCUGACCAGCAGGCUUACCUUGUUGAAAGAGGAGCUGAGGAUAGAAACUGGCAUCAACAGCAACAACGGAAUAUUCCAAUUCAUUCUUGCCCCAAAUGUGGAGAAGUUCUGCCUGACAUAGAUACGUUACAGAUUCAUGUUAUGGAUUGCAUCAUUUAAGUGUUGACAUUUCACCUCCCCCAAACUGUUGGUAAAUGUCAUUUUUUUUUCCUCCAAGAGUUGUACUUCUGUGUGAUUUGUUUUUACUCAAAUAUUUUGGCUCAUUAUGUUUGUUUUAGGAGAAAAAAAAUCUAUUUGUUCUAAGUAGGACAUUUUUGUGGAUCUCCAUAAGCCUGCAAAAUAGAAUCCUUUAACAUGCCACUCUUCUGAUAAUAGAUUCUUUUUUUUAUGUUCAGUUUAUGUGAACAAUGAACUGUUUAUGCAUUUAAUGAGCAUGUUACAUCAUGGGACAGAGUAAGUGUAAUGACAUGGAAGAAGCCUCACUGAUAAACUCUAAGAACUUCUCAAGGAGGCAGGAAAAAUGCAGUGGUCACAGAUUUAAUCAAGAGGAGUGUCUCUGAAUUAUUUUUUAAAUAAAUUAUGUUGUUAAUUUUUUUCAUUUAGUACACAUCUCUCUAGCAUUGUGUGAAUGUGUGUAUGUUGUAGUUUUGGUGAAGCCACAGUAAUUCUACCAAAGUUAGGAUAUGGCUCUUUUCCUGUGAGCACUGUGAGCUUUUUACUUGAUCAUCAGAACAAGUGGAAAAAUCCUGGGACACAAAGCAGAUAAAUUAGGUUCACUGAUUUUGUACAACCAUUCACAGUAUAAAAUUGUCUUUGUUCUUUCCUUGUGCUGCAGGUAUAUGGGCUUGUACAGUAUACAGCUUAUUAAUUUGUAAAAAGAGCAGCUGUCUAUUAAUUUUCCAAGAUCAAGCAAUAUAUUCACAACCACAGCAAUAGUUAUUGCAAAAUUAAGUUUUGCUUACGAAUCUUUCACAUUGUUCAUAUAUGAUUGGCUAAUUUCAUAGGAUGAAUUUUCUAUGUAUUCUGCUUCAUAUAUGCUUAAUAGUUAUUCAGAUCUGUUUUGUUAAUUCUGUGAAUAUGAGCAAAUCUCUUUACUAGAGACUGGUAAGUGUUGUUUGAGUUAGAAAUUGUUCUUGCUAAGGAGGUGAAAAGAGGGAUUUGCCAUAUUUUGUAAACCUACAGUUUAUGGAGAUUAACUAAUACUGGGCCAGCUAUAAAAGUAAACAAUAUCCUUAUGCAUCUACAUCCUAAAACAUUUAGGAGAAAAUUAAAAGAUCUCUUUUUUGUCAAAAAAAUCUCUUCCAGACAAACUUGACUUAAUA